This is a messenger RNA of Drosophila arizonae, 948 nucleotides long. RefSeq names its product phosphomannomutase (gene Pmm2). The record is from RefSeq and is a predicted model, not a curated record. NCBI's taxonomy places the organism in Eukaryota, Metazoa, Arthropoda, Insecta, Diptera, Drosophilidae. Gene Ontology annotation, biological process: GDP-mannose biosynthetic process; protein N-linked glycosylation; mannose metabolic process. Gene Ontology annotation, molecular function: phosphomannomutase activity. Gene Ontology annotation, cellular component: cytosol.
AGCGUGAACAUCGCAACCGGCUUGACAUUCUUAUCAGUUCCAUUUAAACAGCUGACUCAAUCCAGUUUAUUUACACAUACGUGGUCAAUUCUGAGUAACAACUGUGGGGUUUCUUUUUCGUCUGUUUUAAAAUGUCAAAGCGCGAGGAUAUUUUGCUGUUAUUCGAUGUGGAUGGCACCCUGACUAUGCCCCGCUCAGUGGUGCAGCCCGAGUUUGAGGAGUUCCUUUAUACAAAAGUGAAGCCAAAGGCAACCAUUGGCAUUGUUGGUGGCUCGGAUCUGGAAAAAAUGUUCGAGCAGCUGAAUGGCCAGAAGAUAUUGAAGGAGUUUGACUUUAUAUUCCCCGAAAAUGGUCUGGUGCAAAUCGAAGCUGGCAAAGAAGUGGGCAAACAAAAUAUUAUACAGCAUUUGGGCGAGAAAACUCUGCAGCGAUUCAUCAACUAUGUGCUGCGAUACCUCUCGGAGCUGGAGCUGCCCAUUAAACGUGGAACGUUUAUUGAGUUUCGCAACGGCAUGAUGAACAUCUGCCCAAUUGGUCGACAGUGCACCAGGGAGGAGCGCAACAUGUUUGCUGCCUACGAUGAGGAGCACAAGGUUCGAUCGACAAUGAUUGCCAAGCUGAAGGAGGAGUUUGCAGAUAUCGAUCUUACGUACAGCAUUGGCGGCCAGAUAAGCUUCGAUGUGUUCCCUCAUGGUUGGGAUAAGACCUUCUGUCUGCGCCACAUCGAGGCGUAUCACAAUUUCAAAGAAAUUCAUUUCUUUGGCGAUAAGACCGAACCGGGUGGCAAUGAUUACGAGAUCUAUAUCGAUCCUCGCCUUAAAGGACAUAAAGUUAACACUCCAAAUGACACGAAGAGAAUACUAACAGAGCUUCUGAAUCUUUGAUUACUUUUAUUUGUAUGAUUCCAAAUGAAAACAUUGCAUUUUCUAUGUCUUGUAAAAUUUUAUG